Molecule: messenger RNA, 535 nt
Organism: Guyanagaster necrorhizus
Lineage: Eukaryota; Fungi; Basidiomycota; Agaricomycetes; Agaricales; Physalacriaceae
Exons: 2
Coding region: 104-442 (112 amino acids)
Source: RefSeq, a predicted model, not a curated record
AUACCGUCAACAGCACGGUCAAAUCCUUUGCAUGCACUCCACCUAAAAACAUCAGCACAUAUUCGGUUUAGUAAUGAUGUAGUGCCUGCUCGCACUGUGUUCCAUGCAUCACAUGCUGCCAUUAAGCCCCUUUUGCAGGGUAUUUAAACUUAGGAACAGCUCGACGAUUCAUUGGAACGGCUGCAUGAUAUCAGGUGGCAAGAUAUCCAGCAAUCAAGGCAAAACAGACUACAAGAUCCACCAGCUCUCAAUCCAGUUAGUCGUCCAUGUACUCAGUGGCUCACAGGUGCUCUGGAAGGUCAUCCUCAUGGAGGUGGAGGUGCACCAUGUUGAGAUCCAUAUGCAGUGGCUUCUGAGAAUGCAAUGGUAUCUGGACACUUGCCGGAUUCAAGGCCAUACCCAUCCUAACUGCCCUAGUCUGCAGAACUUGAAUGCUCGGUAGAUGCUGUAUCAGUACGAUAAUCCUGUAGGACAAAUUCCAUGAUCCCAUCACAUGCAGCAACUGUCCGGGAAAGCCGCCACACCGGUGCUCCUC